This is a messenger RNA of Acipenser ruthenus (sterlet), 4437 nucleotides long. RefSeq names its product semaphorin-3A. Gene Ontology annotation, molecular function: chemorepellent activity; neuropilin binding; semaphorin receptor binding. The transcript has 20 exons. The coding region runs from base 586 to 2910 and encodes 774 amino acids. Gene Ontology annotation, biological process: neural crest cell migration; negative chemotaxis; positive regulation of neuron migration. The record is from RefSeq and is a predicted model, not a curated record. NCBI's taxonomy places the organism in Eukaryota, Metazoa, Chordata, Actinopteri, Acipenseriformes, Acipenseridae.
UUUCUUCUACAUGGGACUGCCUGUCUCCACGUUCAUGCACAUACACACUAUGUAUAGUUGAUGUGGAAUUGUAAGUUAAGAUGUAUUUUUCUUCAAUUCCCUGACGCUGGCAUAGUGCUGAACUUGUAUUUUUCCUGUGGUUCUGGAGCUGCUCUUUCUGUCUGAGCAGGAUGCUGGAUUCUGAAGGCUACUUUUUCAUGCUGCCAAUUUUUAACUGACCCACCGUAUGAUAUAUUUCAACCUCAAGGAGUCCUAAAGAGUUGCAUUCAACAGACGCUGACACUACCUUCAUCAAACCACUUAGGAACCUCUUCCAUAAUGGGACAACUCCAAACACACAUUGGCCCGUACUGCAAUGCCAACACCUGAGUAACAAAUUGGAAGAGGAAAAGAAGAGCCUUCAGCAAGAGAACAGUAGAAAACAACUUAGCUUGGACUGGAUAAGAAAUAUCCUGGGCAGUAACAAAACCCCUACGGCAGCAGUUACUAAAUCCAGGACUCUGCAGCACACGAUUUUAGGAUUCUGUUUUGAACUGCGUGGGGUCUUUGCUGAAGGACUGUACACUGAAUUGCUACACUGGGACCAUGGACUACCUCAUUGGGAUUGUAUUGCUACUCUCCGGGGUAUCUCUGCCAGCAAGUGUGCACUCUCAACAGGGAAGGAGCAAUGUCCCUCGGCUCAAACUGUCUUAUAAAGAAAUGUUGGACUCAAACAAUCUCAUUACUUUUAAUGGUUUGGCCAAUAGUUCCAGUUAUCACACUUUCCUGCUGGAUGAAGAGAAAGGAAGGCUAUUGGUGGGCGCCAAGGACCAUAUUUUUUCAUUUAAUCUUAUUGACAUUAACAAGGAUUACCAAAAGAUUGUAUGGCCUGCAUCUCCAACAAGGAGGGAUGAAUGUAAAUGGGCGGGAAAGGACAUUUUGAAAGAAUGUUCCAAUUUCAUCAAAGUGCUGCAAACCUAUAACCAAACACACCUGUAUGUUUGUGGAACGGGGGCCUUUCAUCCCAUAUGUGCCUAUCUUGACAUUGGAAAACAUCUCGAGGACAAUGUCUUCAGAUUAGAGACCUCCCAUUUUGAGAAUGGCCGUGGAAAGAGUCCAUAUGACCCAAAGCUGCAGAGUGCCUCUCUAUUAAUUGAUGGGGAACUGUACUCUGGAACAGCAGCAGAUUUCAUGGGAAGAGAUUUCGCUAUUUUCCGUACCCUGGGACAGCACCAUCCAAUCAGGACAGAGCAGCAUGAUUCAAGGUGGCUAAAUGAUCCUAGAUUUGUAAGUACCCACCUAAUCCCUGAGAGCGAUAACCCUGAAGAUGAUAAAAUCUAUUUAUUUUUUCGUGAAAAUGCAAUGGAUGGCGAGCACUCUGGGAAGGCAACCCAUGCCAGGAUAGGGCAGCUAUGCAAGAACGACUUUGGAGGCCACCGAAGCCUUGUUAACAAAUGGACAACCUUUCUCAAAGCACGGUUAAUCUGCUCUGUGCCUGGCUCUAAUGGCAUUGACACCCACUUUGAUGAACUCCAGGAUGUCUUCCUAAUGAGUUCCAAGGAUCCUAAGAAUCCACUAAUCUAUGCUGUGUUUACAACAUCCAGCAAUAUCUUCAAAGGGUCAGCAGUAUGCAUGUAUAGCAUGUCUGAUGUGAGGAGAGUGUUCUUGGGCCCCUAUGCCCACAGAGACGGCCCCAAUUACCAGUGGGUACCAUUCCAGGGGAGGGUACCUUACCCACGACCUGGAACUUGCCCAAGUAAAACCUUUGGAGGGUUUGAUUCUACGAAAGACCUGCCUGAUGAUGUCAUCACUUUUGCAAGAAGCCACCCUGCCAUGUACAAUCCUGUCCAUCCAAUAAGCCACCGACCAAUCAUCAUCAAGACUGAUGUAGACUACCAGUUCACACAGAUAGUUGUGGAUCGUGUGGAUGCAGAAGAUGGACAAUAUGAUGUCCUGUUCAUUGGAACAGAUGUUGGCACUGUUCUAAAGGUUGUAUCGAUUCCCAAGGAGACCUGGCGUGACCUAGAGGAAGUCCUCCUAGAAGAAAUGACUGUGUUCAGGGAGCCUAUUGCCAUUACAGCCAUGGAUAUUUCUACAAAACAGCAACAGCUAUACCUUGGCUCAGCAAUUGGAGUUUCACAGAUGCCCUUGCACCGGUGUGAUGUCUACGGAAAGGCCUGUGCCGAGUGCUGCUUAGCUAGAGACCCCUACUGUGCCUGGGAUGGAACUGAAUGCUCCCGCUACUUCCCCACAUCAAAGAGACGUACAAGAAGACAGGAUAUAAGAAAUGGGGACCCUGUCACUCAGUGUUCUGACCUUCAACAUCAUGAUGAAUUAAAUGGCAAAGGGAAUUUGGAAGAAAAGAUUAUUUAUGGGGUGGAGAACAGUAGCACUUUCCUGGAGUGUAGCCCAAAAUCCCAGCGUGCCCUUGUCUACUGGCAAUUCCACAAACAGAAUGAAGACCGGAAGGAUGAGAUAAAAGCAGAUGACAGAUUCAUCAGAACAGAGCAAGGUCUACUCAUACGCAGCCUUCAGAGGCAAUAUUCAGGAAUCUACUACUGUCAGACUGUUGAACAUGGAUUCAUGCAGACCUUGAUCAAGGUCACCCUGGAGGUCAUAGACACAGAACACCUAGAGGAACUUCUGCACAAGGAUGAGGAUGGUGAGGCAGCAAAACCAAAGGAAGGCCAUGUCAUUAUCCCCCCGAAUCAGAAAGUCUGGUACAGGGACUUCAUGUCCCUCAUCAACCACCCAAACCUCAACACCAUGGAUGAAUUUUGUGAGCAGGUCUGGAAAAGGGACCGCAAGCAACGCAAACAAAGACCAUCCAAUGCCCAAGUUAAUGCUAACAAAUGGAAACACAUUCAGGAAAACAAGAAAGGCAGAAACAGGAGGACCCAUGAACUUGAGAGGUCACCAAGAAGUGUCUGAUUUUGGGGUGGCAUUUCACAGACUUAAUCCAAGUAGACUCUUAUAGGCACUCAACUGGAAACAAAUGCAAUAUACUCCUGAUUUUAGUUCAUUGGAUUGGUAAAGACUUGCACAAUGGUUUAAUGGUAAUGACUGAGUGAACCACCAUGUGUUAGUAUCUUUUGAAUGCUCUCCAUUAUGGAAGAAUGGAAACUGACAGUUGGACUGGACUUCCUGUAAAUAUUCUACAGCAAAAACGAUAUUUGACAUUUUGCUAACUAUAGAGCUCAGACUUUUGUUAACACUGUACAAUUAAAUAACCUAACCAUCAACGUUGACAAUAUAAUUAUCUCUCUGCUUGCCUUUCUGUUGUUUUUAAUGCAAUAGUUUAUAGAUGUUACCCUAUCUCCUAAUAUGUGAUAAGAUUCAUUAACAAAUUCUUUCGGAAUAAGCUCUUCCAACACUGAUAAAUAUGUAAACUCCAUGUGAAAGGUGUGUUUUAUUUUUAUUUUGUAGAGUUCUAUCUAAAAAGUGUCUAAAAUAAUGUAUGUUAAAUAUGUAUAUCAUCCUGCCUUCCUACAAAAACUACUGCAACCCAACGUUGUUGUUUGUUUUAAACAUCAGUAAGUGUAUUUCAUUUCUGUGCAAUUGUACUCCUUAGAAGAUACAUUUCUAAAUUAUUUCAGACAUAUUUUUCUAACUAUUCUGAGCUUUUUUGCUUGAUUUACUGACAAUAGCUAAAUAUUGAAAAGGUCUAGGCUAUGUGAUACAACACAAAACAAUAUAAAUAACGUAUUUUUUAAAUGUAUACACUUUCACAGAUUAUAUUACACUUCUAAAAGCUGACUGCCAUGCAUGGCUGGUUUCAAAGACCUGGAUUAGUGCUAACCUUGGACUACCUUAUGUUAUUUUAGGUAAGGUAGUCCAAGACUAGUGCUAAUCUGUGAAACCAUCUGAUAAAGUAUAUAAUUGCAAUCCAUUUCUUUUUUCAUGUGUGGCAGUAUGGCCUGGGGUGCUAUGUAUCAAGCCAAAAAAUGUAUUCCUUAAUUUAUUAUUCCUAAUAAAUAUUGGUCAGGUGAUUAAUUUUUUACAGGGUGCAUUUAGUCACAGAAAUCCUAAUAAAUAACUAGAGAACUUAAUUAGAGAACUGGACCAACAAAUAAUCUUUUUUUAUAUAUGAAUGACAAAAAGAAAAUAGCUUGCAUUCUCUGUGAGGCAAAUACCAAUCAAGUUGACUUUUACUUCCAAUUUAGUUUAGUUUUAUUUGUGAGAACACAGAGUUGAAAAAGUUAAACUGUCCUAUGACUUAAAUUUACAUAUUUUGGGAGUGUAUAUUUCCAAUGUAACACCACCUCAUUACAGCUACGGUAUGUAUAUGCCCUUAUUAAGGAAAAAGAAAGAUGAAAUGUUAUCAUAGUGGUUCCCAGUAGAAAUAUAAAUGACUGUGGUUAUACACCAUUAGAUGUAAAAAGGUCCAUAAAAGCCAAGGCAUCACGACUUGAUGUAAUAAAUCACUGUUGCAAAAACAAAACAAAACAAAAAAAAACA